AUGGAUAAAGCGCCAUGCAAUUCUCAGGAUGUUGAAGUGAGAAAAGGGCCAUGGACCCUUGAAGAAGACUUGAUCUUAACCAACUACAUCGCGAACCACGGUGAAGGUGUUUGGAACUCGCUUGCUAAAGCUGCAGGUCUGAAACGUACGGGAAAGAGUUGCAGACUCCGUUGGCUCAACUACUUGCGGCCCGACCUUCGAAGAGGGAAUAUUACACCUGAAGAACAGCUCUUAAUCAUGGAACUGCAUGCUAAGUGGGGAAACAGGUGGUCGAAAAUUGCAAAGCAUCUUCCAGGGAGGACUGACAACGAAAUAAAGAAUUACUGGAGAACUAGAAUCCAGAAGCAGAUUAAGCAAGCUGAAACAUUUGCAACGCAGAGUUCUGACACUAAUGAACAUGGGAGUACUAGCCAAGUUUCCAACACAGCCGACCUAAUGGAGACUUAUUGUCAACCCUGCUACCAAGGAAAUGUGGAAGCUUUUUCUGAAGGGAAUAUACAUCAAGAAUUGAACGAAAACUAUUGGAGCAUGGAGGAUCUUUGGUCCAUGCAAUUUCUUAAUGGCGAUUAA
Molecule: messenger RNA, 570 nt
Organism: Dovyalis caffra
Lineage: Eukaryota; Viridiplantae; Streptophyta; Magnoliopsida; Malpighiales; Salicaceae
Source: the annotation of a GenBank genome assembly